CAGCAGCGCCGCACGGAGCUGAUAACACACAGACUGCUCGUGUUUUACAGUUUAUCUUCAUGAAACAGAAGGAAACACGCGGUGUGCAUCAUGACAUAACACAAAACAACCGCAGCAAGUCAUGUUUUUGAGUCAGUUUUUCCACAUCUGAGCAAAAAUAAUUAAAAAAACAUUUGCUUCCUGGUGUUAGUUUUGGUUCAUAAAUAUCAAAACCGCACAAGAAUCGGUUUGCAGCAGCGUGAAAGAACGAUUCUCUGGUGUGUGUUGGAGGACAGGGGGUCGGAAGGAGGAAACUGGAAGAAAUGUUCAAGAGGCGGAACAAAAGCAACAGCGCAAAGAGGAGAGGUCAGAGACAGAAAGACGACACGAAAUCCUCUUUUUACUCCUCCAAAACUGGGAUUUACUCCACCUUUUACCCCAUCACUCAUCAAACCAACCAGGAAGCAUCACCUGAACUCAAAAAGAGACCCGGGGAGUGGACGAGGAAGUCUGACCUGGUUUUGGUUCCAGACAAACAGAGCCACACCGCCGACGUCUCACCAUGUCCGGCCCCGUUUACCCAGGUGUCCCAGGACAAAGUCCCUACCCGAUGCCUGGCCACUCGGUCGCGCCUUACCCUCACCACCCGGGAUAUGGAGAUCCCAACCAAGCUCCGCCCCCUGUCGGCUUUAACAUGGGCUACAGCCAAGGUCCUCCACCAGUCAUGUACCAGCCAGGACCAGCCGUGGUGCCGGAGUAUGGAGGACCUCCAGGAGGCAUCGCCCCGGCCCCCGGGGCGCCCGCUGUCCCUGUGGGGGUCCCACCAGGACUAGAAUACCUCACACAGAUCGAUCAAAUCCUAAUUCACCAAAAAGUGGAGCUUUUAGAAGCUUUUAUUGGCUUUGAGACUAAUAACCAGUACGAGAUAAAGAACAGCCUGGGCCAAAAGAUCUACAAGGCCAAAGAGAAGAACGACUGCUGCACCAGGAACUGCUGCGGGUCUCUGCGCAGCUUCGACAUGAAGAUCAAAGACAACAUGGACCGAGAAGUGAUCCGCCUCAUCAGGCCCUUCCGCUGCGUGUCCUGCUGGUGCCCCUGCUGCCUACAAGAGAUGGAGGUCCAAGCUCCGCCCGGCGUCACGGUCGGUUACGUCAAACAGGACUGGCACCCGUUCCUGCCCAAGUUUUCCAUUCAGGGCCCGAACAAGGAGACCGUGCUGAGACUAGAGGGGCCCUGCUUCGCCUGCAACUGCUGCGGAGACGUCAACUUCGAGUUAAAAGGAAAAGAUGGGGAUCACGCCAUUGGCCGCAUCAGUAAACAGUGGAGCGGCCUCUUAAAGGAAGUUUUCACCGACACGGACAACUUUGGGAUCCAGUUUCCGAUGGACCUGGACGUGAAGAUGAAGGCCGUGCUGAUGGGCGCCUGCUUCCUCAUCGAUUUCAUGUUCUUCGAGAAGGUCGGCGAGGCGAACCAGCGCAGCACCGUGUUUUCAUAAACCAGACCACGCCACGAGAGCGAGGACGUUCUGCUGGGGACGUUCUGCUGGGGACGUUCUGCUGGGGACGUUCUGCUGGGGACGUUCUGCUGAGGACGUUCUCCUGGGGACGUUCUGUUUCCUCUUUGUUUAAAGACUCAGACCAAAGCAAAUCUUUAUUUUUUUAAACAAUCACAGUGACAAAAGGUUUAAAAGUCCCAUAAACUGAGCUACUACCAAAUAUUUACAGCAGCAGCGUGCAAAAGAUUUAACAACGGAUUAAACAAGUACUACUGCGCUUUGGUACUUAAGUAAAAGUACAGAUACCACAGCAAAGAAAUACUCAAGUAAAAGUUAAAAUAUCAAAUUAAAACUUCAAUUUAAGUAAAAACACAGAUACCACAGCAAAGAAAUACUUGAGUAAAAGUAAAAAUAUCACAUUAAAAUUUCAACUUAAGUAAAAAUACAGAUACAAGAGCAAAGAAAUACUCGAGGAAAAGUUAAAAUAUCAAAUUAAAACUUCAAUUUUAAACAAAAGUACUAAAGUAUCUGUUUAAAAAUAUGGUUAAAGAGUAAAAAGUAAAACUAUUUCACGCAGAUUUUCUUCAAAUGUGAUGAUUUCGAUAAAGAAAAUGAUCAAACCAAAAUUAUUUGUAUAUUUUUGUUUUGCUCAAAUUCUGAAUGUGUUAAAAAUAAACCCUCAGCCUUUUCAGCAGGUAAAUAAUCAAAUACUUUUACUUUUCAGUCCUGUUCAUAAAUGCAGGAAGCUCAGAUACUGCUCUCAAAUGUACUCAAGUACUUUUUACAGUGGAUAUGUUUUACUUAAGAGCACAUUUUCGGUGUCUGUACUUCUACUUUCACUUUGUUACUUCCCACUAUUGGGUUAAACUUCUAUUUACUAAAAACACUUAAUCACAUAUCGACUUUUAGAUAAUUUUCCAAACCAAAAUGACUUUAUUAAACCAAACUCACAAAACAAAAUGGUGGGUUUUCGCAGGUUUGUCGUCUCCGUCUUUUUUAAAUCCUUUAUUUUGUGUAAUCUCGUUAAAACUUUUGCACAGUCCAACAUCUGCCAAAUUUGAUCGAGCCGAUUCUUUUUUUCCGUCCAAAGAUUAAAACAUGUCGUGCCAACAGAAAACGAAGCGAAUGUCAUCAAAAUGUGUAAAAAGUCCGAUUGUAAACGCUCGUGCCUGUCCGUGUAGUAACUGUAGUAUUCGUUUGUGUAGUACUAACACGAGGCUUUAAGUCGUGUGUGAAGCUCUGAAGUACAUGUACUAACUGUGUUUACAAAUGUGUUUUUUUUUCUCUUUCGUUCGGGGCCGGGGCGUCGCUACGUGUAAAUAAAUUCUCGCCGGGUGCCAUGGUUACGGUAAAGCAGAGACUGAACUUUGACCGUCCGGUAGGCCUGUCACGAUAACAAAUCUGAAGUUUGAUACAUCGCUGAAGUAAAAACGAUAAAUGAUCAUAUUGAAACAGAUUUUUAGAGCUGGUUUAGUAACACAAAAGCAGAUUUAAACCACAAAAACGACUCGAAAUGUACACAUAUUGUUAAAAAAAAACACAAAAAACAACAAAAUGAAACGCUUUAGCUCUGUGUUUGCGUCUGUAAUGAGUCAUAGAAGUUAUUAUGUUGAGUUAUUAAGUUGUUAAGUUAUUAAUUUAACCUUUUACAGCUUAAAUCCAGGGGCGGCGCCAGCGAGGGGGCUUCAGGGGGCUUCAGGGGGCUUCAGGGGGCCCAAACCUCCCCAAAAAUGACCAAUACUCCUCCAUAGCUCAGACUUUUGCCCCAAUUUCAACAAAAAUUUGUGUAAAAAUGAGACUACAAUGAAUAAACAAUUGCGUAUUAGGUUUUAUGAGUCACUAGAGGGCGCUAACUGCAAUUAAAUCAGUUUAAAACAGCGAAACAAACUGUUAAAACGCUCUAAAUUAACUUUUUCCUCGAGUCUUGGCACCUCUUUAGCUCCUCCAAUCAAAAAUGUCUGGUCAAAAAGUCAAAAAAUAACCCAAAAUGUUCUAUUAGUGCAAAAAAAAAAGCACUCAAGGUGAAUAUUAACCCAAAAACAUGACUCGAGCGUUUAUAUUUUAGCCAUAAGUGGAUGUCGUGAUGAUUGUGACGGGCCCGUGAGCGAGUACAUGCUUCACAUUUUUAUUCUAAUCUCGUGUGAGGCGUGAAAACCUGAAAUAGGGAAGUUGUGGUUUGACGCUCUGUCGACACAUGACAUGAACGUGUUUAAAUAACCAGACGCAGACUCGCGGUGGAUAAAGAAAAUGAGAUUAUAACGGGCCAGUUUGAACCGUUUUCAGAAGUUGUGACGUUUCUGGGUUUACCACUAAAGCCUGGACUCAGACUGAAGUCCUGUCCACCGCCGCCUUAACGUUAAAACCUCCAGAUCAAUACUUUAAAUCAGUCAAAGUGUUGAAAUCACACUGUUUAAAAUGUGUUUAUACAGUUUAUAGUCGGCCGUUUGUGCGUCUUUUGUCAGACGUUUUUUUUACAUGUAAACUAUGUUCUUAGAAAUAAAAAUAAAGUAUAAAUGUCUACAGUUUC
This is a messenger RNA of Periophthalmus magnuspinnatus, 4001 nucleotides long. RefSeq names its product phospholipid scramblase 2. NCBI's taxonomy places the organism in Eukaryota, Metazoa, Chordata, Actinopteri, Gobiiformes, Gobiidae. Gene Ontology annotation, molecular function: phospholipid scramblase activity. Gene Ontology annotation, cellular component: plasma membrane. The record is from RefSeq and is a predicted model, not a curated record. The transcript has 8 exons. Gene Ontology annotation, biological process: plasma membrane phospholipid scrambling. The coding region runs from base 542 to 1474 and encodes 310 amino acids.